Messenger RNA from Hyaena hyaena (striped hyena), 1845 nucleotides. It is a transcript of the gene SMUG1, whose product is annotated as single-strand-selective monofunctional uracil-DNA glycosylase 1. Gene Ontology annotation, molecular function: oxidized pyrimidine nucleobase lesion DNA N-glycosylase activity; single-strand selective uracil DNA N-glycosylase activity. Lineage: Eukaryota; Metazoa; Chordata; Mammalia; Carnivora; Hyaenidae. The record is from RefSeq and is a predicted model, not a curated record. The transcript is spliced from 3 exons. The coding region runs from base 538 to 1356 and encodes 272 amino acids. Gene Ontology annotation, biological process: base-excision repair.
GAGCGCGCGUGCGCUCUAACACACACACUUGUUGUUAGCAGAUUACAGAAAUGCCUCCUUGGAUGUUCUGGUACAGUCCUUUGAGGGCCGCAAAGAAGAGAUCUCUUACCCUUUCGGCAGCAGGAGGACUAGAAAUGGUCUUUAAGUCAUUUAAUACUCUCAGGUGAGCUUCGAGAUUGGGGAGUGGUUGAAGCUCCCUGAUUCGUACUCCUGUUGGGAAAAGUCUUGUCGAUGAACUUUUGGAAGGUGUUGCCCUUGAGGGCUAGAGGCCAGGACCUCUGAGGUCCUUAAUAAGCUUGGCCUCUCCUAAAGCCUUCUUGAUUUUGCUCUAAUGUAAGGAAUAAACUACAGCCCCCAGAGUCACUUAGGGUUAACAGCACGCCUUCCGGGGAUUUUAGUAUUUCCGGCGGAAGUUGCCGCCGCUACGCCAAUCGCCUUUCCUAAACAAAGUGGACUACAAUUCCCACUGUCCUCCGCGCCCGGGGGUGGGGAAGGGAACCGGAAACCGGAUGGAGAGCUGAACCAGGUGGCAGUGACAUGGCGGUGCCCCAGGCUUAUCCACUGGGGCCCCUCCAUGAACCCACAAGCGCCCUAAUGGAGCCCCAGCCUUGCCCACGAAGCUUGGCUGAAGGCUUCCUGGAGGAGGAGCUGCGGCUCAACGCUGAACUGAGCCAGCUGCGGUUCUCGGAGCCCGUGGGCCUCAUCUACAAUCCCGUGGAGUAUGCAUGGGAGCCACACCGCAGCUAUGUGACCCGUUACUGCCAGGGCCCCAAGGAAGUGCUAUUCCUGGGCAUGAACCCAGGACCCUUCGGCAUGGCCCAGACUGGGGUGCCCUUUGGGGAAGUGAGCAUGGUCCGGGACUGGCUGGGCGUUGGGGGGCCCGUUUUGCCCCCUCCCCAAGAGCACCCGAAGCGCCCCGUGCUGGGACUGGAGUGCCCUCAGUCAGAGGUGAGCGGGGCCCGGUUCUGGGGCCUUUUCCGGAAACUGUGUGGACAGCCCGAGGUCUUCUUCCGGCACUGUUUUGUCCACAAUCUGUGCCCUCUGCUCUUCUUGACUCCCACGGGGCGCAACGUCACUCCCGCCGAGCUACCUGCCGAGCAGCGGGAACAGCUGCUGGGCGCCUGUGACUCGGCCCUCUGCCGGCAGGUGCAGCUGCUGGGGGUGCGGCUGGUGGUGGGAGUGGGGCGGCUGGCCGAGCAGCGGGCACGGCGGGCUCUGGCGGGCCCGAUGCCUAUGGUCCGGGUGGAGGGGCUCCUGCACCCCUCACCUCGCAGCCCUCAAGCCAACAGGGGCUGGGAGGCAGCGGCCAAGGAGAGACUGAGUGAGCUGGGGCUGCUGCCGCUGCUGACAAAAUAAGUGCCCGCGUGGCCCGGCACAGGACACGUUCAGGGUCCCCUAGUCAUUCUGGGGCAGGCAGAGGACCACGUGCCUCCUGGACUGGAGCAACGGAGCUCCCCUGGGCUAGCCACCCCCUGGCUGCCGGGGACCCUGCGGCAGUUUUGACACUACUCUGGCUUGCUGCUUCCUUCACCUUCCUUCCGGCGCUGCCUCUGGUCACGCGGUCGCCCACUGCACAGAGACCCGGCAUCUGCAAACCGCUCUGCCUCGCUGUUGCCUUGGGAGUCUCUGCUCGGCUGAGAGUGGCCUGAACGGUGACUUCUGAGGUCGAAUUUGCUGUGUUAGAGCAAAGAUCUUGCCGAGAUCCCGCCCCCUCAUAGAACAGCUUCCUUCAAGCUGAGCCUUUUCCUCACAGGGACCAGGACAGAGCAAAGGGCACGGACGUUGAGAGUAGACCUCCCGCGGGAGACUGGCGGCUGGAUCAGAGAAAGAGUUCAGUGUGGCAGA